AUUACCUGUUUUCUCUGAUUACGUUGAUUGUUGGUCCAGUUAUCGAGCUAAUUCUGAUUUUCCAACUCCAUAUGGUUUUUUUUCACCAAAAAAUGAAUCUCAUCAAUCAGAUGAAGUUAGUGUUCCUUUUCAAAGAAAAGUCGUAAUGUGGUCUGGAUGGUUUCACAUUGUCAUGCUCCUUCGGGAAGGCAUGAAUAUGUUGAAGAGUUAGCUCGUUACAUUGAUGUUGACAUUUAUGGUGAAUGUGGUCCAUUCAAAUGUCCACGUUCCGAGGGAUCACAUUGUUACGAAUAUUUUGAGAAAAAGUAUCGAUACUACUUGUCUUUCGAGAAUUCAAUUUGUAACGAUUAUUUUACAGAGAAACUACUCAAUCUUCUUAAUUACACAAUCAUUCCGAUUGUUCUUGGUGGAGGUAAUUAUUCAUACGUUUUACCAAAUCAUUCGUAUAUUGAUGCGCUUUCAUUUAAAUCACCUCGAGACUUGGCGAUGUUAUUACUGAGUUUAUCUGCAGAUGAGAGAAGAUAUAAUUCAUAUUUUGAGUGGAAAUCUCGAUUCACAGUCAACAAUAACGAUUACCGAACACUUUCUUGCCAAAUAUGUCCCAAAUUGAAACAGUUAACUCAAAAUGAAUUUUUAUCAUCAAAUGUAUUAUGUAAUCGUCGACAUAAAGACUUGGAUAAUUGGUGGUACAAUGAAGGAUGGUGUAAGUCAUGGAGUCCAUGGAAUCGAUUCAAAUUCUGGUCAUAGUCAAGUAACUGAACAGUUCAAUUUCGACUUGAACUGGCAAAACAUUAAGCAAAGAUUUUCACUAAACAAUCAAGAUCUAGUUCCACUAUUUCAACAGUAUAAUUGUUACAGAUUUUCUCACAAGCCAGUAACUUUCUCAUUAAGAUGACAAUUACAUGUAAAAGUGGUUUCAAAUCAAAAUCUAAUCGCUUCCAUUUCCAAAUGGAUCUUGAAUUCGCUUAUCAUGUAUUCUGAAGUUGUAAAAAUUUUUGU
Messenger RNA from Panonychus citri (citrus red mite), 999 nucleotides. Its product is annotated as glycoprotein 3-alpha-L-fucosyltransferase A-like. The coding region runs from base 157 to 747 and encodes 196 amino acids. The record is from RefSeq and is a predicted model, not a curated record. Gene Ontology annotation, cellular component: membrane. NCBI's taxonomy places the organism in Eukaryota, Metazoa, Arthropoda, Arachnida, Trombidiformes, Tetranychidae. Gene Ontology annotation, molecular function: alpha-(1->3)-fucosyltransferase activity. The transcript has a single exon.